This is a messenger RNA of Coregonus clupeaformis (lake whitefish), 4482 nucleotides long. RefSeq names its product adiponectin receptor protein 2-like. The record is from RefSeq and is a predicted model, not a curated record. Gene Ontology annotation, cellular component: plasma membrane. Gene Ontology annotation, molecular function: signaling receptor activity. Lineage: Eukaryota; Metazoa; Chordata; Actinopteri; Salmoniformes; Salmonidae. The coding region runs from base 353 to 1537 and encodes 394 amino acids. The transcript has 8 exons. Gene Ontology annotation, biological process: adiponectin-activated signaling pathway.
UCAGCCUUCAGAAAUUCAGAAUCGCUUUGAGAGCCUUGGAAGAAAUCGGCGUGGUCGUGUCAACUCUUUGAGAACAACCUAGGGCCAAAAGGACAGCGUCUCCGUGCCUCACGACAAGGCUCCUUACCGACCCCCACCCUUUCUGGCCAACGACCCCCCCCCCCCACCAGGACCCAGUAACCCCUGUCCAGCGGGAGGAGGACCCUCCACCACCUCUACCAGUCCAGCCAGGCCGGUCAGUCCACAGCGGUCAGCGGGGAGCAUCAGGCCAGCAGCCAAGCUGGAGGGAGAAGGAGGAGGAGGGGAGCUGGAUCUGCAGCAGGGGCCCUCAGGGGCCGAGGGCCCGGGCUUCAUGUUGAGGUACAGAGGCUGUGGUACCUCUGCUACUGCUACAGAUGCUGAUGGCACCACUACGGAGCAGAUGGCUCCUAGAGAGCAGGAGGAGGAUGUGAUCUCAGACGGCCACACACACAACGGGGUGACUCUGAGGAGACCCAAUGCGCUGGAGUUGCAGAAAAUGACUGAUGGAGAGGAGGGAGAUGGAGAGAUGGACUCUACAUCGACGGGGGAGGAGGACUUCAAGACUUCAGACGAGGGCUUCAUGGGCAUGACACCGCUACUACAGGCCCACCACGCCAUGGAGAAGAUGGAGGAGUUCGUUCACAAGGUAUGGGAAGGUCGGUGGCGUGUUAUUCCCCAUGACGUGCUGCCUGAGUGGCUGAAGGACAAUGAGUAUCUCCGCCACGGACACCGGCCACCCAUGCCCUCCUUCAGGGCCUGCUUCAAGAGCAUCUUCAGGAUCCACACUGAGACGGGCAACAUCUGGACUCACCUGCUGGGCUGUCUGUUCUUCCUGUGCCUGGGCAUCAUGUAUAUGUUCCGCUCCAACAUGUACUUUGCUGCCCCGUUCCAGGAGAAGAUAGUGAUCGGUAUCUUCUUCAUCGGAGCCAUCCUGUGUCUCUCCUUCUCCUGGCUCUUCCACACCGUCUACUGCCACUCCGAGGGCGUCUCGCGCGUAUUCUCCAAACUGGACUACUCAGGCAUAGCCUUCCUGAUCAUGGGCUCCUUUGUCCCCUGGCUCUACUACUCGUUCUACUGCUCUCCCAACCCCAGGCUGAUCUACCUGGUAGUCGUCUGUAUACUAGGAGUCUCUGCCAUCGUUGUCUCGCAGUGUGACUUCUUCGCUAAGCCACAGUACCGCGGCGUCAGAGCAGGAGUGUUUGUAGGUCUGGGUCUGAGCGGUGUGGUUCCCACCCUGCACUUUGUCAUCACCGAGGGCUUGCCGAGAGCCACUACUAUGGGUCAGAUGGGCUGGCUCCUCCUCAUGGCUACUCUCUACAUCUCUGGAGCCUGCAUCUACGCAGCACGGAUCCCAGAGAGGUUCUUCCCAGGGAAAUGUGACAUCUGGUUCCACUCUCAUCAGUUGUUCCACGUCCUGGUGGUGGCGGGAGCGUUCGUCCAUUUCCACGGCGUGUCCAACCUGCAGGCGUUUCGCUAUGCGGCCGGGGCGGGAUGUGAGGUGGACAAUGCCCUGUGAAGCUCCUGCACGCCACGCCGACACACCACCAGGGGGAGAUACACACACACACACACACACACACACACACAGACACGGGAGACUGAUGAACGCUCAUAUACACACACACACACACACACACUGGAGACACAAACACUGACUCCCCCGUAGCGACCCGUCUCUCUUUGUACAGGAUACCCCUUAGAGGACACAUGAAAAAAAAAGACAAGGUUUUCUUUUCAGUUGGAAAAAAUGACCUACGUCUCAUUUGUUUUUCUCCUCUCUCCAUCUUGUUUUGAUUAACUGCAUCAAGGGGUUUUUGACAUUUUUGAGACUGGUCCCCCCCCCCUCAAAAAAAGAAGUAGUGUGAAUUUUGAGUAAUCUGUUGACGUGAUCAUGGUUGUUAUGAUUAUCAUAAUUCUAAACGUGCUCACGGUGCAAAGCAACAAAACAAUUAAAUGGUGGGGGUUUCUUAAUGCCAUGGUGGUGGGGGUUUCUUAAUACCAUAGUAGUGGAAGGAAGGAAAACAUUACAAAAAAAAAAAAGGGUGGGCAUGGAGUGGGGGUUGGGGAGGCUAGCCGCUUUUCAACGUUUUUCAUGUAUAUAAGAUUUCUAAAUUGGGGUUAUAUAGAUUUUUAUUAAAUAUAUAUCAUUAAAAAAAAUAAAAAUAAGAAAAAAUGUAAUAAGAUAAAUUACGAGAUAUUGAAGAAAAAAAAUCUGUAAAGAUGAUGUGGCAACAACCAAGAAACCACCAUUAUGUAUAAACCAGUCAUUUGACCAGAGGGGGGAAUUAAGGGGUGAAUAUAGGAGAACCACACACUGUUGAAGGGAGCUAUCGCACAAAGAGUUGAGACGUGUGAAGGGGAGAGGGAGAUCAACUUCAUAACGAGGGAGGCGGGUCGGCAAUCUCCCCGGCGCUACAAGGGUUAAACCCUAGGGUGGAAAUACGACCCGUGAUUGGCUGAAGUAGAGCCCCAGUUGACAAAUCAGGUGCGGAAGUCUGUUCAUAUUCUUUUCAAAAGUAGUGCACUACAUGGGGAAUAGGGUGCCAUUUGGGACAGACACAGCCCGUGUAUAUCUUGACGUCUAGCUACUUUGUCUCAUUCCGUUAGACCGUGACAUCUAGUGCGUCAUCCCAACAGUCAACAUGACCCUUCCUUCCUAACAUUAGAAACCAACGUCAGGGUGCAUUCCAAAUGGCACCCUAUUCCCUAUAUAGUGCACUACUUUUGACCAGAGCCGAGCAUAGGUCAAACGUAGUACACAAUAUAGGGAAUUAGGGUGCCGUUUCUGAUGCAUUUUAGUUUCUCGAACCCUAAGUGAAACCAACAUCAUCAGUGAGAAGCCAGUGUCUAUCCCCUUACCAAGUGAGGCUAGACUUUUUUUUUGAUGGUCUGGCAUAAAGUGACUUUGUACUACGUUUUGUGUGAAUUGUGUGAUUCAUUGACUUUAAGGUUAAGUCCCAAAUGGUACCCUAUUCCCUAUAUAGUGCACUACUUUUGACCAGGUAGUGCACUAUAUAGGGAAUAGGGUGCCAUUUGGGAGGGAAUAGGGUGCCAUUUGGGACCCGGAUAUAAAAACAGAUCAAUAUUUCAGAACAGAAAAUGCAUCUCAAAAUGUGUUUGAUUAUUAUUUUGUAUGCUAUUAUUUAGUUAAAUAUUCAUCACCACAGGCUUUAAGUUCAUUUGUUCUUUCUUUCUCCACAACCGCUGCGAUUGUCUGUUUUUUGGGAGGUUUUCUAUUCUCUUUUAAAGGGUGUGUAUGUGAUUGAAAAGAUUGAAACAUGUAAUACCAGAUUGACUUAGAGGGGCGUCACAAUCACUGUCCUGUUUCUACGGUGAGGCUCUGGGUAUCUGUUUCUACGGUGAGGCUCUAGGUAUCUGUUUGGAGCUUUGUGUAUUAGGGCUCGAUUCAAUCCAUUGCCGAAGUUCGGCGCUAUAGCGCGAUUUGAAAUUUAAAAGCAAUCUUCCCGCGUUGGCGGAGACUGCAUUCGUGGUAAACGCUGCAUAUGUCGGCUCAAUGGGAUGUGAACUUCGGCGAUAUGUAUUGAAUUGAGCCCUUAGUUAAUGUGUAUCAGAUCUACUUUCUAGACAUGCAUCUAUGCCACGGUGCAUAGCUGUGCUGAGGCUGAGAGCCUUCUCUCUCCACUUCAGAUUCAUCCGCCACACACCCGCUCAGUCUAACUGCUUCUGUACCUGUCGCUCAAGCUAUAACACUAACAGACAUGUAUUCGUUGUGAAGAUAUACAUGCGGUGCAUUUGAGACCUUGAUCUCAGUUUCACUAGAGAACCUAGCUUGGUUGCCAGGUCAGUAUGUGCUUUAGCCAACCAAUGCCAUGAAAUUGAAAGUCAGAAGUUUGCUUAAGCCUCUACAGGUCUGGCAACUAGGCUAGACCAGACGGUGGUGUCAGAUCACAACUCCUCGACAACACAUAGAGUUAUAUGGAGUGCUUCAUUUGAUCCUCUAUUGGAGUUAAAAAGCUUAUAUAAACAUAAUCAGGGAGGCAGUUUCCACUCUUGACUCUUUUAGGAGGAAGGAGAUUUUCCCCCUUCUGUCCUUCUCUUGGGUUUGGGUCCUUGAUAGCCUGGUCCCAGAUCUGUUUGUGCUAUCUUGCCAACUCAUUGUCAGACUGUGACCAUAGGAGUUGGCUAGAUGGCACAAAGAGAUCUGGGACCAGGCUAGGUCCUUAAUGCUCUGUGUUGAGACUAUAGAUUUCUUAACUUAUCAAUCUUCAGCCCAGAGUUACGAGGCCUUCGUUUCAUUGUGACAGUUCAACAGAAAAAACAAAGGAAAACGGCUGUUUUUGUUUUAUUUAUUUUAAAUUUAAUUUCUUUAUUUUUGUGUUUAGUUUUUCUUUUGGGAAGUGCAUAUUGUUUGUUGUUGAAGCACACGUCCAGUGGUGACAGUGUGAUUGCAAUAGGCCUUUAUAUCUGCUGUGUUGUUCUAAUAAAAGGUUUUGGAUUCUG